Molecule: messenger RNA, 606 nt
Organism: Closterium sp. Yama58-4
Lineage: Eukaryota; Viridiplantae; Streptophyta; Zygnematophyceae; Desmidiales; Closteriaceae
Source: the annotation of a GenBank genome assembly
AUGGCGGACGAGGUGCUCCACGCGCUGCUCGACCGCGUGCCCGCUUCGGCCCCUGCCCGCCUGCCGAACUUCACGCGCCACAGCAUCAAGGGGCGGCAAUACCCCGCAGUGGUUCCAAACGCGCACGACUCCGUGAUGGGGAAGCUGCUUCUCAACCUCUCCCCUCCAGAAAUGAACCUAUUUGAUGCCUUUGAAGAUGUGGAGUAUGUGCGCUCAACCCACCCAGUUUCCCUGCAAGGGUUAAUUACCCAGCCGGUUUCCGGGCAGGGGUUGACAAUAGGGGAUGGAGAGAUAAAGGCGCCGGGUGGAGGAGAGGGAGGAGAGGGAGGAGAGGGAGGAGAGGGAGGAGAGGGAGGUAAGGGAGGAGAGGGAGGAGAGGGAGGAGGAGGCGGAGGAGAGGGAGAGAUGAGGGCGUUUGUGUAUGUGUGGGCAAGUGUGCAAGACCCUGACCUGUAUGGGUCAUGGGAUUACGAGGCGUGGCGCAUCAAAUGGUUGGACUCGUAUGUUGCAAUGUGCCGAGUAUUUGCGCAAGAAUGGAAAGAAGAGGGGUCGUGGAGUGGCAUCGAGCAUAGGGAAACAUUGCAGGCCAAAGGACCAAUCUCUUAG